ACCGACCGAGAGUUCCAGACCCAACAUCAGUCGAUCCGUUUCUCCCACACGGUGUAGUAGCUGCCUACCAGUCGAAUCAGUGAACUUGAUUCGAUUUUCCGUUUUGGCCUUCUAAUAGAUACCCAGCAGUGACUUUUGCCUAUAGAUUUCUCGUUGGCUUCUAAUGUCCAACUUAUGCAAUUCGCUGUUGCGUGAGUGCUGCUGUGCCCUGUGCUGUGCGGAACGCCGACAAUAGGCACGCCGAUCGGAUUUUUUCGCCGACCGCUGAUUAGAUACACCGGCCCUUCCAUUUCCUAUACUCGGCGAAACUUAAUUAAGGAGGUGCCAGAGACGACAAGAUGAUGGCUACAGCGGCUGUCAAACGGGCUUGGCUCAAUGCGAACCAUCACCACCACCAGCAAUUGAUCAAUGUUAGCAGCUUGGAUGGAGACUCGAGACCUUACUGGCAGCAGCAGCCACCGCAGCAGUGGACCCCACCGCCAGAUCCUCAUUAUCGGCCCGUCAAUGCGGCUUAUUCUCGACACCAUUCUCCAUCGCCCGGCGUCGGGUCUGUCGAGGUCUGCGAACAAGGCCACAACGCCCUAAAAGUCCGGACGGCCGAUUGUGGUCCGCAUCUCGUCAGUUUAGGCAGCGGUCGGCUCAGCACCAACAUCACCCUCAUUCACUUGCCAGAAGGUCGGAUUCUGAUGGGCUGCGGUGGGAGCUACGUCCAGCGCCAACCGGACGUUCACGUCCAAGGGACUGGCGUCGAACCAAUUCACUGCUACAUCGAAAACAUCAACGGUACCGUCAGUCUCUAUCCGCUUGGCGAGAUGACUUCUGUGGACGGACUGCCCGUCGCUACGCCUAUUCGUCUAACUCAAGGGUCUAUGAUUUGUGUCGGGAGAUCGAAUUAUUUUCGCUUCAAUCAUCCGGAAGAGGCCGAACGGAUGAAGACGAUCCUGCCGAACGCGCGGAUUUCAUCCGUGCCCAUGAAUUUCGCCAAUGCUUCGUCAAUUUCUGGCAUCACUAGUGCGCCAUCAGCAGCUUCCCCUGAGCCUCCGGGCAUGGACAACCCGGAGUAUUUCCACAUGCCUGGCUUGAAUGGCCAUCACCAUCCGCACAGUAAUGGCAAUAGCGCUUUCCAGCCGGUGCGCAGCAGUAGUCCACAAUACAUCGGCGAGUACCUGCAUCCGCGGAUGUUGUCGCAUUUCGAUCACGACGACGACGACGACUACGAAGUGUCUGUCCCAACCUCGCCGAAGCAGCAGUCCAGGUGGCAUUCCGCCUCGCCUAAAGUCUUCCUGCCCAAUUCGUCGACCGUCUCAUUACCGGCGAGUGCCGUUCUGGGCCUGCGCGGCCGCUCUGCUACACCGACGGCCGUCCCUACGUACAACCCGACAUCUGCAGAGGCUCACAGUGCACACAAGAGGUCGCAUUCCGUCGGUGCCAGUCACAGUUUAAACUUGCAGCAGCAGCAGCAGCAACAACAACAACAGCCCAAGCCAAUUUUGAGGCAAGAACGAAGUCUCGAAGCUCUGGCCGCCUGCGAAGAGCAACUGGAGGAACGUCGCCGCAAGGCUCAAGAAGAUCGUGUGAAAGAACAAGAGCAAGAAAGGGAGGAACGCGCUCGGCUUGACGAGAUUUUACAAAUGUGCGCCGAGUACCAAAGGCAAAUCGAUGAUGAGCAGCGACAUUCCCGCGACGCCUUCACCCUUUCCGACACUCGGCCCGACAGUCCCUCCUACAGCAAACAGCUGAGCCAUUCGGCAGCGUCCGGAAAACCUCCGCCAUCACCUGGUCAUAGUCUCCACCCAAACAGGAUUAAGACUAACGGUUCACUGCCACGUAAUGAAACGAGACGAUCGGUUCAGUCGCCCAAUGGCACCACCUCAGCCGGACGCAAUUUAAACACAUCCGAAGACGAAUUGAGUGGCAUUUUUACUUUUGACCCCACACCGAAUUCUGUGCCAGCCAGUCCAUCUCUUUCGAACCAUCAACAACAGACGGUGGCGGCUGAUCUGGCGGUCAGCUGCAAGAGUCCGUACGAAAACGUCUGUAUGCCGCAGAGUCCGCGAACGCGCAUCCGCACAACAGUUGGCAAGAAUAAAGAAGAUAGUCCCGAAAGCCUGUCAACCAACCAGCAUACUUACCAGCUCAUCACCUCCGGUGUUGCGGCCGAGGUGGCCAAGAGGGAAGCUGGUCGCUUGGAGAAAGAAUGCCAGCAAAUCAUGUGCAUCAUUUCGGCUUUGAAAAAUCACGUCACGGACGUCGAGCAUCAAAUUGACGAAGCCAUUCGAGAGGCCGAAAUGGAGCGCGCCCUGCUGCAAGGAGAGUUGACGGCGCAACUGGAAAAGAUUCUACAGGACGAGAAAUGGAUUGAACAGCUGGAACAGAAGGACCAAAAGUUGGCUGCCGAAUUGGAUGAGUUCAGAUUCGAGGAAGGCGCCAAAAUCCAAACUUCCAAAUCCAAAAUGGAAGCCAUUGAGCUAGAAUUAAACCAAUUGGAAGAGGAAUGUGAUGCAUUCAGCGGGUCAACGGACGAAGAGACGGCUUUGUUGGAAAAAAUAAAAUUCCAACACGAGCUACUUGACACGGAGCGGAAGUCGUUCGAGGAUCUAGAAUUCCGAUUGAUGGAAGGCGUGGCUCAUCGGGAAGCUGAACGCGAAGAAUUGCACAAAGAAAUGGCCGGCGUUGAACUGCGUCUGCUUCAACGACGACAGCAGCUAAGGGAAGUGGAGCAGCAGCAACGACAGGCGUCGGACUCGGCCCGGAGCGAAGCACAAGAGUUAGCCAAUAAGCGGAAAGAAUUGUUUCAACAAAUUGAAGAGGAAAAAUCAAAAUUAGUAGCGUUGCAAAGUAAGCUGGAACAGCUGUUUAGAGCCGGACUGGCCGGUGGGCAUUACGACAAUGGAGCCGAAGCUUCGUCUGACACUGAAGAGAGUGUGACGGAUAUCGAGCAAAGGCUACAAGAACUACGGCAAAUGGGUCACUCUCAAGAGGAUUUGGAUCGAAUCGAACGAAUUGCUAGCCAGAACCGGGCGCUGAACAGCACAGACGAUCAGAGCCGCAAGGCAACGGCGACAUUGAUGGAGAUUGAACGUAAUCGUCAACUGAUCCUUGUCCAGCAAGGCGCCCAAGUGCUGGAAUACGAACGAAAGAAAGUAGCCGAGCUUAAACGACGCGUUCAAGACCAGGUGCGAGCCCAGUGGGAAGAAAGGAGAUCAAUGGAGCAGCAACAGCAGCCGGUCGAUCGAGAAGUCAACUGCCACAGUCUGAACAGUGUUGGAAGUAGUGAAGAAUCUCGUUCAAGUUUGACGGGAAGCGACGCUCCCACCGAGAGCGAUGACGUUCCAGCUAAACCGGGCGGUCCUGAUCGUGGCAGCAACGGCAGCACUGCGUCGGCACCGAGCGCUUCCAUCACCAGCAUCUUGGAGGUCAAGGUACGACAACACGACUUCCAUCAGCCAUUGGAAGAUUGCCGGCCAUUGUCAGAAGCAUCUUCUUUUGGCGGUGAGGAACUACCCGGCGAAGUCCGUUUGAGGGACAAACAAAGGGCACAACAAGUCCAACAACAACAACAACAACAGCGGCCACUAACGCGUUAUCUGCCGGUCCGCGGGGAUGGUUUUGACCUACGCCAGCAUGUCGAAACGGCAGGGCACCAGGUGGAACUCUGUCCGCACGUCACUCUUACCUCGACUUCAGCCCGUGGUUACCUGCACAAAAUGGGCUCACGUUUCAAGACGUGGAACAAACGCUGGUUUGUCUUCGACCGGACGCAGCGCACUUUUCUCUAUUUUACCGACAAGAGCGAGACGCGCAAGCGUAGUGGCGCCUACUUCCAGGCAAUCGAAGAAGUUUACGUCGACCACUUACAAUCGGUACGUUCGCCCAAUCCCAAAUUGACGUUUUGCGUCAAAACGCGCGAAAGGACCUAUCAUUUAAUGGCUCCGAGUGCUGAGGCCAUGCGCAUCUGGGUUGAUGUCAUCUUCACCGGAGCUGAAGGCUAUCAGCAGUUUCACGUCUGAGGUCGUUUUUCCGAUGACAACCAUUUUUGUUGGAGCAAAGUAAAACACAAAACAAUGGAAACAUUGAUGAUGAAAUUACGUCGAAGCCAAUAGUUGUAUAAAAGUAUUCAUUUUAUGAAGAAGACGAAAAUCAACCACACAUGUUCCUA
Messenger RNA from Daphnia pulicaria, 4159 nucleotides. Its product is annotated as pleckstrin homology-like domain family B member 1. The record is from RefSeq and is a predicted model, not a curated record. The transcript is spliced from 17 exons. Gene Ontology annotation, molecular function: protein binding. Lineage: Eukaryota; Metazoa; Arthropoda; Branchiopoda; Diplostraca; Daphniidae. Bases 339 to 4010 code for a protein of 1223 amino acids.